This is a messenger RNA of Linnemannia hyalina, 1734 nucleotides long. Lineage: Eukaryota; Fungi; Mortierellomycota; Mortierellomycetes; Mortierellales; Mortierellaceae. The record is from the annotation of a GenBank genome assembly.
AUGACCUCCUCAAUGUCAUCACCCCACCAACCUCAACCCGCACCAACAUCACCCAUUGAAAUCCCAGAACUCCUCGAAAAGAUCCAUGCCUUCAUCCCCCUUCGCACCCUCCGCCACUCUGUCAUCUACGUCUGUCGACAAUGGUUCCUGAUCAACCGACAUCACAUCACCCCACGGGAACUUGUCUGGGAGUAUCAUUACCAGAACGAGAGUAUGAGCAAGGCUGUUCCUAUCCUGGCGUAUUUGGGGAGGAUCAAGUUGUAUUUCCGGUCGGUGAAUCAGGAGCAGUGUCAAGUUGAGAAUCGGCAGUGGAAAGUCUUUUUUAACGCGCUCAAGGGGACUCAUACUCGACGAUUACAACAUCUACAGCAACAGCGAGACCAGGAGCAGGGUCAAGAUACGAAAAUGGUGGGUCGGAGACUGCUGUAUGAGCCAACACCGAUCCUAGAUUUCAGUCUGAGCGGGACGUAUCCCAGCACCAAGGUCUACGAGCUCAUCCCCUACCUGUCCCACGUCACCUUCCUCCGAAUCGAUCAAAACUGGGACCACCACGUCUACCCCUACAAGAUAUUUCAAGGAUGUCCCCACCUCCUGCGCCUCUACGUCGGAUCCAAGACCCGCGUCGAGAUGUUUGGCGACUGGCUUCCUUCCGCUCCAGAGGAACAACAGCCUUUUACCUUGCGGGAACUCAUCCUCCAUAACGCCUACCUCAAACAGGACAGACUGGAGGAGUUCUUAGGGUUCACACCUCAUCUCACGGACUUGCAUCUUUCCAAUCUCUCGAUCAAGGGCAGGCCGGUCAUCCUUCCGGACCAGCGGUAUGAUUGUAGGGCUCUGAUUGCGGUCAUCAAGUCUCUGGGCCUACCACUCAAGACAUUUCAUUUCUCAGUCUAUAUGCGGCAUCAGGUGUCGUGGGAUGCACUCGUUGACGAGGACCUAUUCAAGUCGAUAUGCCAGGAUUCGCGAGAAUGGACGUUUGCAAUGGGCGAUUUAACACCACAACUAUUCCAAAACAUCCAGUGCCUCCCCAACACCAUUACGACGCUCAAUAUGGUCAACCGCCACACGGCCUACUACACACCAGACUCGAAACUUCACCUGUUCCUGUGCACCUCCCCGCAACUACUACACCUCCGCAUCCCCAGGACGACCUAUCACAUGUCCUAUCUAGACCUCUACCGCCGGAUCCCAAGCGUCGUCUUCGGAGACCGAUCUACAGUCGCCCAGGAGACCGAAGCUGCUCGGUACCCAGUCCCGGGCGUAUGGGCCUGCAGAGGACUCCGGACUUUACACAUUGCUUUCGAAACUCCUGGUGGGCAUUGGACCAAUAUCCGACUGGAGUAUCCUCGGGUUGCUUUUGGGUACAUUGUCAAGGUGUGUCCGGCCCUGAUAGAGCUCGAGAUCCAUGCGCCGAAUAAUUGGGAACGGCAUGCGUUCCAGCGGUACGAUCUCGCGGGCGGGUUUUGUCUCCUGGCUGGGUUACGGGAUUUGGAACGAUUGCGUGUCCCAGAGGGGCCGCAGAAGAAUGUCGACAAGCUGCAUGACAUGGACUGGAUGACUUCACCGCGGAACCUUUCUAGCAGCACUGGACUACAAAAUCGAAAAGAGCGACGCAAGAUUGUCUCCCAAUGGAGGGGGUUACUACUAGCAGAGGCGCACAAGGAUAGCAAGAGGCUCAAGAUGCUGGGCGACGAGUUCCAGAGACAUGAGGUCCGUUUGGGUUACGGUCUGUAG